AUGGCGGAGGAAACGUCUGCCAAGCGUCAUCAUGGCGAGACGUCCGAGAAGAGCAGGCUCAAAGGGGUUGAGCUCCACGGAAAGGAGACGCUGGAGAUCGUCUGCACCAGCGAACUAGACAAGGCCGACGCGAUGAUGAACCUGCUCAGGAUGAAGGGCGGCGGCUUGUAUCCGAGCUUCAUUAGAGUUGAUGUGGAGUACACCAGCAAAGAUGAACCUCCCCAGAUGGCAGCAGUCCUGCAGUUGUGCGUUGAGGAACUCUGCUUGGUGUACCACAUCGCAGCGGCCACAAAAUCGCCCAAGCGCCUCAAACAAUUCCCGCAGGAGGAGAAAUUGUACACAUUUGCCAGUUUCAGCAUUGAAGAUGAUAAGAAGAUGCUGAAUAAGUUUGGUUUGGAGAUUAACCCCAACAACUUCAUUGACAUGCAGCACAAGUGGAAAGUUCCAAUCACAAACAAAUUCUACAACUCCUUAUCGAUGUUGCAGCCAGUGUCAUCCACCCAUUCUACAAAGGCAUGA
Triticum turgidum subsp. durum (durum wheat) is the source of this 519-nucleotide messenger RNA. Lineage: Eukaryota; Viridiplantae; Streptophyta; Magnoliopsida; Poales; Poaceae. The record is from the annotation of a GenBank genome assembly.